CCGUCACUGCCGCUUCCUCGGCGGGCGAUUCGUAGGUGGUGUCGGAGGCCGCUGCCGGUCCCUCGUCAGGCAGGCGGGACACGAUGGAGCUGUGCCCGGAGCUGGAGAACUCGCUGUCGCUGCUGGAGCCGGGCGGCGGCCGGCCCGAGCAGCAGCAGCGAGAGCGGCGGGCGGGCGCGGCCCCCAUGCCCAUGGUGUUCAUGUGCUCCGGCUGCAGGCGGCCCGUGGGCGACACCACGAGCUGGGUGGUCAAUGACGAGGAGAGCGGCUGCAUCCUGCUGCGCAGUGCGGCCGGCAGCGUCGCCGUGGACCCGGAGCGGAAGAUCUCCAAGCUCCCCGGCGAGUGCGGAUGCGUGGUAGAAACAUUGUUCUGCUCUGGCUGCUCGAGGACACUUGGCAGCAUCUACAGGUGCACCCCAAGGCAUCUCGACUACAAAAGAGAUUUGUUUUGUUUCAGUAUCGACUCUAUUGAAAGCUAUAUUUUAGGAAGCCCAGAGAAGCAAGCUGAUCUUCACGAGGAACCGCUUUCUCUUGAAAGUCGAGCUGUCUUGCAAGAGGUGCUGCAAAAGGUAGAUAUGAUACUGAAUGCUCUGGAGACAAGACUGACCACGAUUGAGUCCCGUGUGGCUACUCUGCACAGGCAGGUCUGAGAGGAAAUACAUCUUGAACUAUGGGAGAAAGGCAAACGUGAAACUUGGCCCUGUAAUCCUCUGGGAUCUGUGGGAACAUUUCAAAGGCUGUGAGAGAGCUGAAAGCCGUGGGUGGCCUGUCCUGUGGGGGAGCAGUGCUGACUGAGGCUGUCUCCCAGCCAAGGAGAUCCUCUUCUGUCCCUGAAGAUGAUACAACAGGGGUUUUCUUCUUAAUAAAGUCUUCUGACCAGUCCUGUAGACUUGUGGUUUAAUAGAAAGGUUUAUUUAAAUUUUUGUCUCUGAAACCAAAGCAUUUAUCUCCUGCCUUCCCUGCUAUUCAGUAUCUACUAAACUGGGUAUGCAUUUUCCUAAGCAAAUCAAAAACCUCCCUGUGAUUCCGUAAUUUCCAAAAGAACAGCAUGAAGUCACUUUUCUUUUUCUUGUCUCCAUAGCUUUAGCUUGAUUUGUGCUCAAAGACAGGAACGACUCAAUAACCAUAUGUGGUGAAUUGUUAGUUUGGUGGGGGGUUGUUGCAAGUUCAGGGCUAAAAUAUGUAAGAAAAGGCUUUUUUUGUGCUGGUGUUGAAGGUCAGUUGUUUUACAGCUCCAAAGGGAGGAAACUAAACCAGGCUGAUGGCGACACUCCUUUAAGCAAGGCUUGCUAUAUAUUUGAGCAAUUAAUUCAGCAGUUUUGUUGUGUUAAUGCUGGUAUUUCAGUUGUGUUUGGUUUUCUGGGCAUUUGACUAAUUCAGUGUUUCUCAUACAGUAUGAGUGUUGCACCUAGUGUUUUUCAAUAAAAGCAAGCAGUUGUGGUAUAAAGCAAGAAUAAUCUCCAAAAGUGAUUCAGGUUUUGGUUUUGUUUUGUUUUUUUUCCUUUGUUACCCAACACUACUUGGCUUUACUACUGUGAGCUUUAAAAAGUUUUCUCCAAAAACUCUGAAUUAAUUUCCUCAUUCUACCCCAUUGGUAGGCACUGCUUCUCUUGGAAAAGCUUCUGCCCUCCACCUUCACUGCCCUGUUUUGAAGUAGUGCUCCAGUUCAGCCUGUUGUCAUGGGUCUUACAUCCUUUUCUGUACAGGUAACUGAAACAUUUUGUUAUUGACAGACCUGCCAGAGGAGCUUCCAUUACUGCAGUGUCAUUUGUGGGGCAGUUUCUGCUCUAACAAGUUUUUGAAUGCUGCUUAAGAGCAAUAGACCUCAUUCUGGAUGUCUGAAGGUGAGAGAAAAGAUGGUUGCAUCCUGGGAGCCUGAUUUUGGAAUGUUUUAUGGAAUUGGAUGAAUAGCUUUUUCUUCUAAGGUUUCUGUAGUCUGUCCAUGGCAGGUCCAGCCUGUGCUUCAACUUGGAGCCCUUAGUCUGCAGGGAAAUUAACCUUUGGGGAAGUUCUUACAGCUCUGCUUAAUGAUUUAUGAAUUAUGCUGAUUUUCUGGAAGUAGGCUGUCCGUUCCGACCCAUUUUCUUCUCUCUCCCUGAAGACUGUACCUGCUGAAAGGCUGAGGUGAGACCAAGAUAUCUGACUGUGUCUUCCUGAGGCUGAAGCCUCAGUGUUUACAGUCAAUGAUGAAAUAGUGGAAGAUGCUAAAGACUGAAAACUUUGGGAUUUUUGCCUUGAAUCCCCAGAUUCUCUCUGCAGCUGUGCCCUGUAUAUCUCUUAAAAGAGUUUCUGGGUUUAGAAAGGUUUUUACAUUCUGCAAUAUUUACCUAUAACUCAAUUAAAAAGAAUCCUACUAUA
Molecule: messenger RNA, 2358 nt
Organism: Cyanistes caeruleus (blue tit)
Lineage: Eukaryota; Metazoa; Chordata; Aves; Passeriformes; Paridae
Product: protein Mis18-alpha-like
Biological process (GO): chromosome segregation; CENP-A containing chromatin assembly
Cellular component (GO): chromosome, centromeric region; nucleus; chromatin
Source: RefSeq, a predicted model, not a curated record